Molecule: messenger RNA, 3399 nt
Organism: Dermacentor silvarum
Lineage: Eukaryota; Metazoa; Arthropoda; Arachnida; Ixodida; Ixodidae
Product: beta-galactosidase
Exons: 3
Coding region: 101-2044 (647 amino acids)
Biological process (GO): carbohydrate metabolic process
Cellular component (GO): vacuole
Molecular function (GO): beta-galactosidase activity
Source: RefSeq, a predicted model, not a curated record
UCAAGCCAGGAAGUGACGUCAGCGCCAACAAGACGUUGGACGAACUCCGCUGCCACGGCGCGCGCGCGUCCCAGUAUACGGUCACUUCGAGAGGGAAGCCAUGGGCAGCUCGCGCUGCUUCGCGCUUCUCUUACUGUGUUUCGGACCCUCGGCAGCCGGAAGCGUUGGUAGGUCUUUCACCGUAGACUACGAGAACGACCGCUUCCUCAAGGAUGGCGAGCCAUUUCGCUACAUUUCCGGUUCAAUGCACUACUUCCGGGUCCCGCGGCCCUAUUGGCGGGAUCGCAUGGACAAGAUGAGAAUGGCCGGACUGAACGCCCUGCAGACCUACGUAGAAUGGAGCGGCCACGAGCCGGAGCCGGGACAGUUCAACUUCGCCGGAGGCUACAACCUGGAGGAUUUCCUCGACACCGCUGCGGACGUGGGGCUCCUGGUCAUACUGCGACCGGGUCCGUACAUCUGUUCUGAGAGGGACAAUGGCGGCUUGCCUUACUGGCUACGAAGAAUCGACGCCCAGGUGAGGUGCAGAUCUUCGGGCGCGUCGUACAUGGCGGCGGUGGCGAGGUGGCUGGACGUGCUUCUUCCCAAGGUCAAGCCGUACUUGUACAAGAACGGAGGACCCAUCUUGACAGUUCAAGUGGAAAACGAGUACGGAAACUUGGGGCCUUGUGACAAGACGUACCUGCAAAGCCUUGUCGCUCAGUUCAAGAGACACUUGGGAGAAGACGCCGUGCUUUUUUUCACUGACUACCCGACCGACAAGGCGUACGAAUGCGACCUCGCCAAUGGUCCGCUGGUAACGGCCGACAUCGGAGCUACGGUGAACGUGACGCACAUGUUCGACAUUGUGCGAAGAAACAUGAGAAAGGGACCGCUGGUCGUCACUGAGUACUAUCCCGGUUGGAUGGACAACUGGGGCAAGCGACACGCGAGGGUGGAUCAGCGGGCAUUCCUCAAGACCUUCGAGACCAUUCUCAUGAUGAACGCCUCGGUCAACGUUUACAUGUUUCACGGAGGCACUAACUUCGGAUUCGCGAACGGAGCCGAUCCAAUCCCGGAGCCAACCAGCUACGACUUCGAAGCGCCUCUCAAUGAAAGCGGGGACCCGACGGAGACGUACUACGCCAUCAGAAAUAUCACAGCGCGGUAUUUGCCUGCACCGCGCGGGAAAUUGCCAGUGCCGGCUGCUAAGUUGAACCUCGGUCCAGUAGAACUCGGGUGGUGUUACUCGCUCAGCGAGGUGCUAGACUUCUUGCGAGCUCACAAUAAGCUGAAAACUGUGACGUCACAGUUCCCACUGUCCUUCGAAGACAUCGGGCAGGAUAGAGGUUACGUUAUUUACACCACAGUUGUCGAGUUUCAACCGCACAGUCCCGCCAUAUUGGCGGCCCCUGGCGUCAAGGAUAGAGGUUACGUGUGGACUGCGGUGACGAAGGCUGUUCUGAGCAAAGAUCAAAAAAUUUUCAGCGCUCCCAUUGUUGUGCAGCAGGGAAAGAACAUCACAAUUCUCGUAGAGAACACUGGACGUGACAACGGCGGCCUUUGUGAAACAAAGGGAAUCAUCUCCAACGUCACCCUGGACAACCACGUGCUCUCUGGCUGGACCAUGGAACCACUGCCGUUGGACAAGUCCGAUGUGUUGACACACCUGAUUGAGGCCUUUGACAUUUCGAACGCAGUGCCACGGUGUUCUCAUCCAUCAGCGUGUUACGGCAGCUUGUCGAAUGCAGUGUCCCAGUGCUCGGCUCCCGGAGCGUUCUUCGGGGCGUUCGUGCUGCCCGAAGGUCAGAAGACGUUGGACACCUUCCUAGACCCGACAGGUUGGGGUAAAGGCGUGGCCAUUGUCAACGGCUUCAAUCUGGGACGGUACUGGCCCAGCAUCGGGCCACAGGUGACCCUGUACGUUCCCGGAGUGCUGCUCCGCCCGUAUCCGGAGAUCAACACCAUCCUGCUCUUCGAGACCGAGUCCGCGCCGGAAGGCAACAGGACCGUCAAUUUCGUGGACGUGCCAAACAUCGACGGUCCCGUACCCGGCGACACAUAGUGCUUGGGAGGCUAGCGUUCCGCGUAUGACAGGCUUGCAUGUGCAAGCACGGAUAGGGUGCAAAAUUUAAAACAAGAGACCACCAUACUCGUAUACGGACAAGUACUUCACAUUGUAAGAGCCAGGCUAAAGAAAGGUACAAAAUCUAUCCGAAAGUUUUGAAGUCCAAAAGUUUUGAAGCAAGCCUACUGCGCUUCUUGAGAUAGACCGGCCUGUGUGAACGCCUGUGAUUGGAACACCUUUUCUGUUACCUGUUCUUGUUUUACAGCAAAGCUGUAUACCUCUCGUUGGUCGGAAAAUUUCGUGGCGUAAACACAAAACUCCAGGUUAGCAAUUGAAGGCAAACGACAUAUCUUUCUUUGCAAUCAGACAUACAGCAGAUAUAUAUAUAUAUAUAUAUAUAUAUAUAUAUAUAUAUACUUAGCGACGCGUCACCAUGAUUUCAUACAUAAAAGGGAGAGACCCGUCCGGCAACUCAUUUAGUUGAUUCCAAGACUGCCAUGGUUAGACCACGGAAAUUAAAGACACCAGAAGAACAGCGUGAAUACAAUGCUCGACUAUGUGUGGUGUUUGAUACAGCUUCGCUGGACAUUCACCUUCGCAGGGCGGGAUGGCGGCCAAAUUCUUUUUUCUCUCUCUUUCUCUUUUCCCUAUUUGCAAUUGCUGUAUCCCCCACUGCAGUACAGGGUAGCAAACCGGCAACUCGCCCCUGGGUAACCUCUCUGCCUUUCUUCUCUGGCUCUCUCUCUCUCUCUCUCGUUGAUGUCACUUCACGCGUGACCGAACAUGCCGUGGGCCUGCACAGUGGAUCUCGGCAAAGCCUUCAUUGACUUAAAUCCCAAAUAACUGAGAACCGCGCCCUAUAACUUGCCUUCAAGAAGGGAUGCGGGGCUAAAACCUCGAUUUUGCUAUGAAAACGACAUUUUCGAAUUUUGUCUAUUUUGGGCUCGCCGACGUAUAAAGAAGCUCGUCAUCAAGUUUGGUUGCCAUCUGCGCCGUAGAAAUGAAGAAAAUGCAUUCUCCUCUCAUGACUGUGGCGAGUGCUCGCCGUCGAGAGCGCCCAUGGACGCUGUAUUCAAGACGCGGCCGCAGAGCUAGCAAGAAAGCAAACACGGAGUGAAUGCGCACAAUAGAAAGUUAGGUUUUCACGCGUUUGAAUCAAGGGAGGCCUUAUAUCGAGAGUGCGAGGGUCAACAAAAUGGAAACUAAAAAAGGAAGGGUAUAAUUCUGGCUGCGGCACCCUUGUCUACGAGCGCAGAGAGGGUUGCUGGACUGCUCCACAGCUUAAAAAAAGAGCGAAGGCGACUUGAAGCAAUUGCCGCAGAGCAGGUUCGAAUUGAAGAGGAUGGUGAAAC